Penicillium samsonianum is the source of this 972-nucleotide messenger RNA. RefSeq lists its product as uncharacterized. Lineage: Eukaryota; Fungi; Ascomycota; Eurotiomycetes; Eurotiales; Aspergillaceae. The transcript has a single exon. The record is from RefSeq and is a predicted model, not a curated record. Bases 1 to 972 code for a protein of 323 amino acids.
AUGAUGCGCCGAAAAGAGCUUUAUACCAAUAUCACCCCUAUCCCCUCAUCCGUGCCCCGCCAACUAGCCCUCGACAUCCUACACAGCCACAGCGAAAUCAUCACACUAAACCCACUCGUCCUCUCACAUCAACCAGUCAGAGCUCCACGGGAUGCCGUCGCCGACGAGUAUUACUCAACGUGGUACGAGAUCACGGAACGAGUACAAUACGUUCCAGGCCUCGGCAAGAUGGGGUCAGGCAAGAUCAGCUUCAAAGGGUGUUUCCACAACGUCGCAUGGGGUCUAGAAACGCACAUGUACGCGCCGAUGGGAAUCGACCUCCGAAGCAAAUGGCGCAUUGGAGGCAACCAGCGCGACGAAGCACCCGAGCCGCGCGACAGGCGCACAGACGGCGCUCCGAAAACGGGACUCUAUCUGCAUGAGGAUAUCGAGAUCGAAUGCAACCGCACGCUAAUUUCUUUCGUCAAGAAUCAGUUGAAGGCUGCUUCCAAAGUGCUGGUAGAUCGUCUGAUUAAGAAAGCGGAGCUUCUUGAUGCAGGUGUCUUGCAGGCUAUGAUGGAGGAUGGGAAAUUGACCACAUAUAAUCCGGCCGAUCGAUCGAGCAGGAUUAUCAGGGAGCCGUCGCAUUCGUCGCGCAGACAGUCGGAUCAAAUGUCCAGGUCGUCGUCUUCUCGGGAACCGAGAUCGCCAACGGGUUCGGUGCAGUUGGGUUCGAUGACUUCUGGACAUGCCUUUCCGCCGCAGUACGGGCACGAACACAGUAAAAGUUUUGCUGUGGAAUUGCCGGCGGACUUUCAUCAUCCGCAAUCUGGAUCUGGUAAAUAUCAAGAGUUGCCGGAUACGGAUACCAGUCGACAUUCGAAAUCAUCACGGCUGGAUAAGGGGUAUAAUGAACUAUCUACCAUGGAAGAGACUUCAGAGGAGCGCAGUGAAGGCAUGUUACCCUAUAAGCCUUACAGACCAAAGGGUUAA